CCUCUGCUCUCUCUGAUUCUUCACCCAUAAUACCCUCAGCCAUAACAUCGUUCGAUAUGGAUAACUCACGAUUCCAGCAAUGUCAUCAGAAUGCUGACAUUUUAGACAAUAAGAGACAGGAUACACUGGCUCAACAAACCCGCGAGCUCAUGGAAAACGUUUUUCAAAUCAAGAUCAUACUCGCAACCGACCACCACGUCAUCCCCCAGGGACCCUGCCUUCUCAGAAAAUUGUACGAAGAUGCGAAGGAGACCAAGUACGAAUACGCAUCCACGGCACUCUGGAUCAAGAUCCUCAGUUCAGCAUUCUACGAAAGCGCCAUCUUCUCUCUCUCCUGCGAAUUUCCUCCCGACAACAGUCUCAGAAGGGUGGAUAUUGUCUUGAAUCGAUAUAAUGAAAGUGGCAACUACCAAACGGGAGUCCUCUACUGCGAAGCUAAAAAGGUUGAUGGCAGUGAGGCUGAUGUCACGAAACAAAUCCGGGAUGCAGCACGCCGCUCUAGUGAACACCAUGGCUUGGCGGGCGUUUAUACUCUCGCUGUAAUCGGGACAAAAUUCGAUAUGCAAUACUACGACAAGGCUCCGGACUCAUUCUAUCCUCUCACUCAUGGCUAUGCGGAUAUCGACUCCGAGGCCUGUAGGGAAUUUCUCAAUACUGUGCAUCUGAUCAAGGGUGACACACCUCUCCGACAGGCUCCAACCGUUCCCAGCAACGCCUAGUGAGACAUCCAUGCAAACCAAGGAGGCGAUUCCCAUUGCUGUUGCAAGAUUUCACAACACGUGGGGAAUUUACGAUACUUGGUGGUAUUGCUUGGGGAAGGAGGUUCGAUACAUGGAUAACGGUACUUAUCACUCAGACACUCUUUAUUUUGAGCUUUUUUUUGGAGGAGGUCCAAUGUAAGGACCAAAGGCACUUAUAGUUCUGUCACUCUUUAGGUUACAUUAUUUUUUGUUCGGAGGAGAUUGGAAACAAGGACGACGCUUCUCACUAUUCACUCUUUCAUGUUAAUUGUUAUAGUACUCAAUUCAUACCUACCUACUUGGUCAUUCUUUAUCAAUAUAAAUCCAUC
Molecule: messenger RNA, 1069 nt
Organism: Annulohypoxylon truncatum
Lineage: Eukaryota; Fungi; Ascomycota; Sordariomycetes; Xylariales; Hypoxylaceae
Exons: 1
Coding region: 57-719 (220 amino acids)
Source: RefSeq, a predicted model, not a curated record